This is a messenger RNA of Fonsecaea erecta, 2274 nucleotides long. RefSeq lists its product as hypothetical. The record is from RefSeq and is a predicted model, not a curated record. NCBI's taxonomy places the organism in Eukaryota, Fungi, Ascomycota, Eurotiomycetes, Chaetothyriales, Herpotrichiellaceae. Gene Ontology annotation, molecular function: oxidoreductase activity. Bases 1 to 2274 code for a protein of 757 amino acids. The transcript has a single exon.
AUGCCUCAAGAAUGGGAUGCGAUCGUCAUCGGCUCGGGGAUCGGUGGGAUGUCGGCAGCUGCGCUGCUGGCAAAGGUCGGUGGAAUGAGGGUGUUGGUGCUCGAGAAACAUUCUGAACGCGGAGGUUUGACGCACAUCUUCCGCCGUGACGGGGCGAGUUGGGAUGUUGGGGUCCACUAUAUUGGCGGCAUGGAGCCUGGUUCAACGAUCCGCGGGCUCUUUGACUUCAUGUCAGGCAAAGCUCUUGACUGGAACCCUAUGCCCGAUGAUUUCGAACGGUUCGUGUACCCAGGGUUGGACUUUUCCGUACCUUCGGACAAGCAUCGAUACGAGGAGCGACUGGUCGAACGCUUCCCCGAGGAAGCCUCUGCGAUUCGGCAGUACUUUGUCGACGUCAACACAGCGGCCGAUUGGCAUACGCAGGGAACUAUCCAAUCUAUAUUACCCUGGCCGUUCAACUUUCUGUUGGGGCAGUGGCGGCGUUGGCUUACUUCGCAGAAGGCACUGCAGACAACGGGUGACUAUCUCAAUCAGCACUUCAAGUCAACAGAGCUCAAGGCUUUGCUUGCCAGCCAAUGGGCUGACUACGGCGUUCCCCCGGGUGAGAGUGCCUUCGCCUUGCACGCGUUGGUCGCCAGGAGCUAUUUUCGAGGAGCUUGGUUCCCGAAGGGUGGAGCGAGCCGUAUCGCCCGAACAUUUGAGGUGGGAAUUGAAGCCGCUGGUGGCGCCGUCAAAGUAUGCCAGAACGUCACGGCGAUACUCACCCGAGACACGCACGUCGUGGGUGUCAAAGCCAUUGAUGGCCAGGGACCCGAACCAACCGAAGUCAUCUAUCUGGCACCCAUUGUGGUUUCGGAUGUCGGUGCGGGAGUGACUUAUAAUCACCUCCUGCCCACCGACGGCGUGAUUGGCAAAAAAACGGCAGAAACCCGCAAGCACUUGGACCAGCUCGAGGGCGGACUCUCUGCCGUGACUCUCUAUCUUCGACUCACUGAUCCUGUCUCAGCCCUGGGCAUUAAGGGGGAGAACUACUGGAUCAAUGCGACGUUCAAUCACGACAACGUUGAUGCCCAAACAGAGGCAAUCCUCGCAGGUCAGGCUCAGCAUGCAUUCAUGUCAUUUCCGUCAGCCAAGUCUGGGGACGACCGUUUUCACACCGCCGAGAUCCUGGCCCUGGUCAAAGCGGACGCCUUUUCUGCCUGGCGUGGGACAAGCCGCGGGGCCAGGGGAAAGGAGUAUAUGGAGCUCAAGAAUCGGAUCUCACAGGGUCUCUUGAACUUGGGAGAUAGUGCUGCUCCGGGGCUUAAAGAAAUGGUGAGCUACUCCGAAUUGUCAACGCCGCUGUCGGUGGAGGACUACACCUCCCACUCUACUGGCGCCAUCUACGGGUUUAAAGGGACCCCACAGAUCUACGCCUCAUCAGUCCUAUCUCGAGCAUCGCCCAUCGCAGGCCUGCAGAUCAGUGGAACCGAUGCAUCGAGCCUUGGCGUGGCCGGGGCGCUGAUGGGUGGUGUGGUGGCUGCCAGCCGAGUGUUGGGGCCUUUCGGCUUUGUGCGCAUCAUGCGGGCGUCCCGUCGCGUCGCUCCCGCGAUUGACCUGCCAUUGACGGCGGAGACACACUCGCCGGAGAAGAAGCGCGCCGUCCUUGUGAGCAAAGCAGCCCUGACGCCAUUCAUCUGGCGACUUGACUUCGAACUCGACGAACCCAUCUUCUCGGCACCUGGGCAGUACGCCCAACUGCAGGUUGCACCCUUUGAGUGGCGGAGCUAUUCGAUCGCACAGGCCGAGAAGAAACGUUUGACACUGCUUAUCAGCACACGCACUGGCGGUGACGGCUCAAUCUUCACCAGCCAUGUCGAGCCCGGCAAGGAAACAGAAGUGGAACUGCCAUUCGGCGCUUUUCAGCUGCGACGUAAUGCCCACCGUCGGGUUUUCGUGGCCACUGGCACUGGCAUCGCACCAUUACUGCCCAUGUUUGUAUCGUUGGCGGCUUCCGGUGACCUGGAAUCGGCCGAGCUGCUUUUCGGCUGCUAUCACCAGGAAGAUGACAUUACGCGCCACUUCAAGCCUCUGCCACGAACCACAGUCUGCGUUGACGGCGAUCCAUCUGCAGAGGGCGUGUUCCAUGGGCGGGUAACGGAUAUCCUGGCCAACCUCCAAUUCGAGCCCGCCACGACCGACUUCUACCUGUGUGGUGUUCCAGCCAUGAUGGACGCCUGUCGCACGAUUCUGGCCCACGCCGGCGCGAUGCAGGUGCUGACGGAGCCGUUUUGA